Molecule: messenger RNA, 2234 nt
Organism: Anopheles arabiensis
Lineage: Eukaryota; Metazoa; Arthropoda; Insecta; Diptera; Culicidae
Gene: Arfip
Product: arfaptin-2
Exons: 4
Coding region: 180-1157 (325 amino acids)
Biological process (GO): intracellular protein transport; regulation of Arp2/3 complex-mediated actin nucleation
Cellular component (GO): trans-Golgi network membrane
Molecular function (GO): protein domain specific binding; phospholipid binding
Source: RefSeq, a predicted model, not a curated record
GGUCGUGGUCUUAGUGCGCAGGCGUCAGCGGAGCCGUGAAAGAAUGACGUUUGUCGUGAAGUAUACACAAAACGAAAAAAAUCUCAUUUUACUGUGAUUUUCAACCAAAAGCAAAUCGGUAUAACCAAAGAAGAAGGUAAUUAAAACAGCGACAGUGCCGCCGAAGAGACAGGAAGUAAAUGUACGCUACAAACAUGAACAAAUCGAACGAGAAAAGUAUACACGAAAUGUUGAAAAACACUCCGUCCAUGAACGAUAGCACUGAUGUGGUUCACACCGGUUCUGAGCAGCAAACGAUCAAGCACUCGACCACGCUGACCCUGCGAAACGUUAGCAACCACAGUUUAUCGUCGCCAACCUCGGUCAGCCUGGAGGACGAGUCGGCGUACAUUAAGAACGGCUCCUCGAAGCUCGAUACGUUCCGCAACUGGAGCAUUACCACGUACAAAUGCACCAAACAGAUUAUGCUGGAGAAGCUGGGCAAAUCGACGCGCACGGUCGAUCUCGAGCUCGAGGCGCAGAUUGACCAGCUGAAGGAGACGCAGAAAAAGUAUCUCAGCAUAUUGCGCCUGUCGCGCGCCUUCACGUCCCACUUUUACAACUGCAUGCAAACCCAGAGCCUGCUGUCGGAAACAUUCGCCGACCUGGCACAAAAGAGUCCGGAACUGCAGGAGGAGUUUCUGCGGAACGCCGAAACGCAGCGGAUCCUGACCAAGAACGGCGAGCUGCUGCUAAAUGCGCUGAACUUUUUCAUAUCGUCCAUCAAUACACUGUGCAAUAAGACGAUCGAGGACACGCUACUCACCAUUCGCCAGUACGAGCUGGCGCGCGUAGAGUACGACGCUUACCGCGUGGAUAUGGAGCAGCAGCGAACGGGCGGUAGCGAACCGCAGCAAAAGUAUUCGAACGAUGAGGUGCAGAAGAAAUACGAAAAGUGCAAAGAUCAGUACGAAAAGUUGCGCUCGGACAUAGUGGUAAAAAUGCAAUUUCUCGAGGAAAAUAGGAUUAAAGUUAUGCACAAACAGUUGCUGCUCUUCCACAACGCUAUAGCUGCAUACUUUGCCGGAAAUGCGAACGGACUGGAAAAGACGUUACAACAGUUUAACAUUAGCCUAAAGAGCCCAAAUUCCGUCACCAGUUCGUGGUUGGAACAAUAGACUGCAACGCCGCUGUCCCAAACCGUGGCGAGCAGAUAGAUGCAUCAUUGUCAUUUAAAAAGUAUUUGAUCUGAAUGUGAAUUUCGGUUUUUUGAGCAUAUGAUCGGACGAGUGUCGAAGCAUUCUUGUCCAACCAGCACCCAGAGCAAAUAAUCGAUCUGCCUUACUUGUUGUAGUGGUGAAAGCAGUCCUAGCAGCAGACGGGGCUAUUCGACGAUUUUGAUAUUUCCAUUUUUUGAGAUUCCUUUGGUCUAGAUAUUACUUAAAAAAUCAUUACAACUCUCGUGAUUUCACAUUAUUUAAUUGUCGGUAUAUUUAUAAAUGCAUUAUAGCAUUGCACAACUAUUUAUCUUCCGCCGGUGGAAAAGGUUCCAUAACAAGACAUGUUAUGAUUAUUGCAGAGCAAAUACUUCCUUUUUUAUGUACUAGUCACUUUUAAUGUCCCUUACAAUCAUACUUCACUCAAGGCGGUUCUUUCGCUUUUAGUUCUCUUAGCAAUUCAUUUUUGUUUCUUGUUCCAAUAACAAAAAGCGGGUACUUUGGAAGGUUUGGGAUGUAAUCUGUUGGCGUCCUUUGGCCCUUUACAAUGAGUGCCAUUGGGCGCAGGAGCUUAGGCAAUGCAAGUUGAAGUGAAAGGCAAUUGUCAUCGAUUCGGUUUAGGUUAACGGUAGUCACACAAUUUAAAAGCACUAACACCGCGCACCGUGAACGAGGUAAUGGUAGAAUGUAAAUGGUACACGAAUCUCACACCAAACUAUACACAUUCAGACAACAACAACACGAUCAUUGGCUUGGAAGCGUGUAAAAUAAAGAGAUUACUGUAAACAAUAAUCUCAGAUCGCAUCACAGCAGCAGCAAAAACAAAAGCUGAGGGUACGUUUGAUUGGGGUCAUAUAUAAAUUAGAAUAAUGUGAAGCUUGCAUAACGUGACUGUAUAAAUGGACGAAAAAUAUGUUCGAUGAAUUGAUGUAAGAUUGGUCGAAAUGGUAUUUUUGUUUUCCAUGUAACAAAAUGUAACGUAAAUAAUAGCUUCUCAAAAAUUAAAUAACUAAACUGAAAAAAAACAACGUUUUCAAA